Linum trigynum is the source of this 3848-nucleotide messenger RNA. The record is from the annotation of a GenBank genome assembly. Lineage: Eukaryota; Viridiplantae; Streptophyta; Magnoliopsida; Malpighiales; Linaceae.
UACCAAAUCGCAAACCUAGGCAGCGGCCAAGGAAAAACGGAAGAAGGGGAUUGAUUGUCCUCCGACGGUCCGGCCACCGUUGCCGUCGUACCUAAAGGUCUCAAAGACAAACCAAGAGUCUAAGACAGCCACUACCUCCUUUCUCCCAAUUCCCAAAACCCGACAGCCCGCUGCCCAAACUCGACUCGUCCUCUCUUUGAGUCUUUCUCCCGAAACAAGCGACAGCCGUUGGCCGCUGCUUCCUCCUUCUCCGGUCAGUCUCUCAGGUAUACAGCAGCAACAGCUGCCUCAUCCUCCGCCGUCGAUCACACCACCGCCACUCUCUUUGUUUCUCCAUCUGGUGAGUAUUAUUGACUCCUUGUUGUUUUUUGAAAUCAGUCCUAUCUUUGCCGAUGAGUAUUUGCUCUGGAACUGAUUCAUUAUUAUAGCUGGUCUCUCUUUGCAGUUAAGUAGUUCGUUGUUAGCUGUAAUAUAUUAGUUAGCUUCUCGAUGUUAGCUAAAUUUGAUCCACAAUGGUGAUCAAUCCAGACAAUGUUUUUGCUUGUAAAUAGUAAAAACAGAGGGAAUGUGCCUUUCGGGUCAUGGAUCAUGUUGACAGUAAUGGAAUGUACAUCCUUUGAAGUAAUUGUAAAGCUAUAGUUGUGAUUUGUAAACUUUGUUUCCAUGUCACGAGAGCUAGCUGUUUGUGUUGAUUGUAAGCCUAUAAUCGUGGUGUAGAUGUGUGGUUGAUUGGGUGUUAUAAUAUGGCAUUUUACUUUUUGUGAACUAGUAAUGGAUGAGAGGCAUCUUGAGUCUAGGCAUGACCGUCGGGAAGAGAAGGCCGAUCCCGAUGAUUCUCCGAGAUUAGUUGAUGAUUUGGGGCUAAGUGGAGUUGAAAAGUUUAACAAGCAUUAUGGAAGAGAGAAGGAUAGGAGGAGAAGUAGCAGAGGAGAUGAGAAAGACAGAGACACGGAAUAUAGAGCGAAAGAACGAGAUAGAUCUAGGAAGAAUAUUGAUGAUGUUUCAGAUGAGAAGUUCACGAACCAGGGGAAAGAAAAGAGCAAGGAUGUAAAGGGAAAGGAUAAAGAUCAAGACCUGGACAGAUCUGGAGAGGAGCUUGAACGAGAUAAAGAUAAGGACAGAAAAGACCGAGGGAAGGAAAAAAAUAGAGAUAGGGAGAGAGAGACUGAUAAAGAGAGGAGCAAGGAGAAGACUAGAGAUAGGGACCGAACCAAGGAUAAGGAAAGAGAGAAAGAGAAUGACAAGCUUAAGGUUCGUGUGAAGCUUAGGGAAAAUGAUAAAGAUGGAGACAGAGAGAAGGGACGAGAGAAGACAAAAGAAAGAGAAAGAGAAGUAGAUCAAGGUAAAGAGCGAUCAAGGGAUAGAGAUGGGAGCAAAGAUGACUUGCAAGAAGAUCCCAAGAAGGCUAAGGAUGAUAAAAUUCUGGUGGACCGGGAACAUGAUGGACAUAGCAAAGUUUCGUCACGAGGAAAAGUGUCCUUUCUUGACGAAGAGCAGCAAAAUGCUGAUCGCUCUUCCAGUGGAGGACAAACAUCAACAUCUGAAUUUAGGGACCGUAUUAUGAAAAUGAAAGAAGAAAGAACAAAGAAAAUAGAUACUGGUUCAGAAAUCCUGUCUUGGGUAAGCAAUAACCGUAAGCUUGCGGAGAAAAGGAAUGCUGCAAAGGAAAAAGCCAAGCGGCUGUCAAAAAAUUUCGAGGAGCAGGAUAACAUCGGUGAAGAAGGAAGUGAUGGUGAAGAGAAGAGCCACAACCAUUCACAUGAUUUAGCUGGAGUUAAAGUUUUAGAUGGCCUUGACAAGGUAAUAGAAGGUGGAGCAGUGGUUUUGACUCUUAAAGAUCAGAGUAUUCUUGCUGAUGGCGACAUCAAUUAUGAGGUCGAUAUGCUUGAAAAUGUCGAAAUUGGGGAGCAGAAGCGCCGUAAUGAAGCUUACAAGGCCGCGAAGAAGCCGAAGGGCACCUAUGAUGACAAGUUCAAUGAUGACCCUAUGGCAGAGAAAAAGAUGCUUCCUCAAUAUGAUGAACCAGAAGAUGAGGGACUGACCUUGGAUGGUAGGGGGAAUUUCAGUGGCGAAGCAGAGAAAAAACUAGAGGAGUUGCGUAGGAGACUACAAGGUGCUUCCACAAGUAAUCGUAAGGAAGAUCUAAACUCAUCAGGAAGAAUAUCAUCUGAUUACUAUACUCAAGAAGAAAUGGUUCAGUUUAAGAAGCCAAAGAAGAAGAAAUCCCUGAGGAAGAAGGAUAAGUUGGAUAUAAAUGCUCUUGAAGCAGAAGCCAUGUCCACAGGGUUAGGCACUGGUGAUCUUGGUUCUAGGAGUGACAGUAGAAGGCCGGCCAGAGAAGAACAAGAGCGAUCCGAGGCAGAAAUGAGGAAUGCAGCAUAUCAGUCAGCUUUAGCUAAAGCGGAGGAGGCAUCUAAAUCAUUACGAUUAGGACAAACAAUUCCUUCUGCUGCUGAGGAAGUUAAUGUUAUGGGUAUGGACGAGGAUGAAGAGGAUGACCUCCACAAAUCUGUUGAAAGAGCAAGAAAGUUGGCACUGAAAAAGCAAGAGAAGGCUGUAGUUGGCCCUGAAGCAAUUGCUCGUCUUGCCACCAAUAUUAAGAGCAGUCAGACAGCUGACAAGCAAAACCCUGCUACUGAUGAAUCACAAGAAGGCAAGGUUGUCUUCACUGAGAUAGAAGAGUUUGUUUGGGGACUGCAGCUUGAUGAAGAUGCCCACAAGGCUGAUGCCGAAGAUGUGUUCAAUGAUGAAGAUGUUGCAGCAGUAGCUACUCAUGAGGAGAUAGAAGAUAAGGUUGGUGCGUUGGCCGAAGUACAUGAGAUGGUUAAAGAUGAAGACACUACAAUGGAGGAUGCAAAAGAGGUAGCUCCAGAUGAGAUCAUUCAUGAAGUUCCUGUUGGUAAAGGAUUAUCAGGUGCAUUGAAGCUGCUCCAUGAGCGAGGGUCGCUGAAAGAAAGCAUUGACUGGGGUGGUAGAAAUAUGGAUAAGAAAAAAAGCAAGCUUGUUGGCAUUGUAGAUGCUGAUGACGGGAAGGAGAAGGAGAAGAAUAAAGAUAAGGAUAACGAUCGAUUUAAGGAUCUUCGUAUUGAGAGGAGAGAUGAAUUUGGGCGAAUAAUGACACCAAAAGAGGCAUUUAGGAAGAUCUCUCAUACAUUCCAUGGCAAGGCGCCCGGGAAAAUGAAGCAAGAGAAGCGGAUGAAGCAAUAUCAGGAAGAGCAGAAGCUGAAGCAAAUGAAGAAUUCAGAUACUCCUUCAUUAUCCGUGGAGAGGAUGAGGGAAGCUCAGGCGCAGCUAAGGACACCAUAUCUCGUUCUUAGUGGUCACGUGAGACCUGGGCAAACGAGUGAUCCAAGGAGUGGUUUUGCAACGGUGGAAAACGAGUUUCCAGGGGGUGGGUUGACACCAAUGCUUGGUGAUAAAAAGGUCGAGCAUUUCCUGGGGAUAAAACGCAAGCCUGAGCAUGGGGAUGACAGCACACCAAAGAAGGCCAGAACUUAAUCGAACUUCCAUCUCUUGCUAUUACAUGUCUAAAAGAGACGAACGACCCAGUUACUACCAGCCGUUUUCUCUUUGGACUUGAAAACAUGUCAUGAUUACCAGUGAAUGCUGAAAUUUCAGUUGCAACAAAAAAAUAAUGAAAAUAUUUUCGUAAAUUCUUGAAAAAUCACCCAAGAAAUUAGAAUUAAUUGAAGAAAUUUAGUUCAUACAACAAGGUUAAUACAAAGUUUCACUGUAGAAAUAACAUAUGAUUUUACAAAGUAUUAUAAUACAAUUGACUACCUAUAAUUUGUUGAGGAAAUUACACAUUCUUUUGGUAUUUAAGUUGAAAAUAAAGUUUUACAUUAAGU